AAGUCGGAAUAUUCGCUGUUGUGGGAGGUCCCGUGGGGGGAGUUGCGGCUUGGGUUCAGCUUUCGGGCUCCCUCGUGGCGCGAGGGUCAGGCGAACGGCCCGCGGAGGUUCGUUUCUCAGACGACCACGGCGAAGCCUAGGCCACGAUGGACUUCCCCAGCCCGCUCCCGCCCUCUUUGUUUAUGACCGGCCCCCUUGGUCUGAGCGGUGUCCCUGAUGUUUCCUUCAUGUGCAGCUGGAGAGACGCACUGACGCUGCCGGAGCCCCAGCCCCGGGCCUCUGAGGACGGGGCGCCACGCGUGGCCAAGCGCCUGCUCUGGGAGCUGGACGCCCCCGGGCCGCUUCCCCUGCUGCCUCCUGGUCCCGAUCCCUGGGAUCCUGGCGUGACUGCCCGGGACCUGCUUUUCCGGGGAGGCUACAAGUUCCGGAGACAGCCCCGAGCCGUGCUGGAUGGCACUGAGCAGCUCAGCCGGUUCUUGUGGGACCAUGGGGACAUUGCCUUUGCACCCCUGGGGCAGCUGAUGCUGGAGAAUUUCAAACUGGAGGGAGCGCAGGGCCGCUCUAAGAAGACGACAGUGGUCAGUGUGAAGAGGCUCCUCGAGGACCUCGGUGGACACCAGCCCUGGGGCUGUCCCUGGGCUUACCUCAGCUACCGCCAGCGCCGGUUCUCCAUCCUCGGGGGCCCGAUCCUGAGCACGUCGGUGGCGAGUCUCCUGGGAGAGCUGCUGCACGAGGAGCUGGCCCUGCGGUGGCAGCAGCUGCUCCUGGAUGACACCUUCACCGGGGGCGCGCUGGCCUGGGUGCCCGGGAGGACGCCAGUGGCCGGGCAGCUGGUCUACCCCGCGGGAGGUGCCCUGGACAGGCUGUAUUUCCAGAAGGUCAGUCUGACCCCAGGCGGUGAGCCCCGGGUUCUCGGAGGCCCUGGCCACAUCCAGCUCCGGGGACCCGUCCGGCAGGUGGUGACCCGCACCGUGCAGGGAGAAGCUCUCCUGGCUGUCCGCUCUGACUACCACUGUGGCCUGUGGAAGGUCGGGAAGCAGGGCCAGCCGGCCCCGCUGCAGGUGCUGCAGGUCGAGAAGGGGGCCACAGGGAUCAGCCUCAGCCCUCACCUGCCCGGAGAGCUGGUCGUCUGCAGCCAUUCUGGAGCCGUCUGCCUGUGGACCCCCCAGGACGGGCUGCGGCAGAUCUACAAGGACCCCGAGACCCUCGCGUUCCAGGACCCCUCUCCCUGGCGCUGGGCAGACUUCACUGCCCACCCUCGAGUGCUGACUGUGGGUGAUCGCACGGGGGUGAAAGUGGUGGACACGCAGGGCCCACCGGGCUGCGGUCUGCUGCUUUUCCGCGGAGGGGCCGAAGCCUCGUGCCAGAAGGGGGAACGUGUGCUGCUCACCCAGUACCUAGGGGGGGUGAGUCCCGAGUCCCUGUAUGCCACACUACACCUCGUCUGCACCCAGUUCUCCCUCUACCUGGUGGAUGAGCGCCUCCCCCUGGUGCCCCUGCUCAAGUGGAACCACGGCCUGCCCUCCGCUCCCCUGCUGGCCCGGCUGCUGCCCCCACCCCGCCCCGGCUGCCCGCGGCCGCUGCUCCUGGCAGGCCAGGCCGGGGAGCUGCAGCUGCUGCAGCUGGCAGGAGAGGGGCCCUCCACAGCUCGGCUGGCCGGGCCCCCCCAGUCCCUCCCUUCCAGGAGCGACUCCCUCUCUGCCUUCCCCCUGCUGGAGCCCAGGAGGCAGAAGUGGCUGCAGGAGCGUCUGAAGGCGCCCACCAUAGGUCUGGCCGCCACCAUCCCGCCCUCUGCCCCCCCGUCGAUCCUGUCACUCUUCCAACUUUCAGCAGCGGGAGACGUCUUCUACCAGCACCUCCACCUCCAGGCAGACCCCGGGCCCGACUCCACUGCCUCCACAGCCUCCUGGACCCCCCAGGCCACUGCCCGCUGCAGGCGGUGGCUGGAGGCCCUGCUGGAGGUGCCCCCGGCUGCCCCUGUGUGGGCCGCACCCACCUUCUCCCACCGCCGCCUGCUGCGCUGCUUUGAGCGACAGCAGCUUGACAGGAAGCUGCCCGAGGGCCUGCGCGCGGCCAUGGCCCAGGGGCGGCUCCUGCGGCGGAGGGACCUGGGCCUGCCCCCCACUGAGGAGCGGCCCCCCGCCCCUGAGCCCGGCCCCGGGGACGAGCUCAGCGAGCGUCUGGAGGCAGCCUGGGAAGGCCGGGUGGCAGCCUGGUGGCAGAGACGGCAGGGCCCCAGCUCGGGGCCCGAGAAACAGCCCAAGCGGCCCAAGCGCCGGACUCAGCUGUCCAGCACCUUCUCCUCACUCAGCGGCCGCCUGGAUCUCUCGGAUGCCCCCAGCCCCCCUCCCAACCCAGACUGGACACCUGCUGAGGCUCGGCCUCAGCCCCCAGUGACCCCGCCCUCCCAGGACUUGACCCAGGAGCCAUGGGCCCACGGUGUCCCCUCGGAGCGGCAGCAGACCCUUCGCGACUACAUGGCUGAGCUGCCUCUCCGAGGGGACACCCCAGGGGGGGCCUCUGUCCCCUCCUCCCAGACCUCCAGCGUCCGGGCCACCCCCUCGAGGAAGCAGGCCCUCCGGGACUGCUCAGUCAGGCUGCCACUCCGAGGGGACACUCCCGGGGGUGCCACCGUGUCCUCCUCCCAGGCCUCCAGCAUCCGGGCCACUCCCCGACAGCUGGCAGCCGUCCCCUCCGGCUCUCAGCCACAGCGGAAGAAGCCCCGCAUGGGUUUCUGAGGCCGGACACGCCGCCCACCUGAGAGCCCCUCGCCCCAACCCGCUGUGCCUUUGGUGGUUGAAGCGGGAAAUGGAGAGCAGUCUCCAGGGUGCAGCGCCUCCUGCUUCCUGAAGGCCCUUGAGACCAUAGGUGGCAGAAGCGAGGAGGAGCCAUGUGGAAGGAAGGACGACAACCGGUCAUUUCCCCUGUAGCUCCCACUCCAGGCCGGCCUGAAGGUCAGCAGCGCCGGGACCCCCUCCCGCCACAGUGUCGGGCUGGAGAGCAGGGCCUCCGGCAGCCGAGGGCUCCGCUGCACGCGGCCACCGUGCCAUUGGGGUGCCCGUGCAGGCUCCUGCGUGGUGGGUGAUGGUGAAAGGAGCUGCCACAGAGCUGCUGGUGCUCCUGCGUGUGUGUGAGGAAGUUUCUGUCACGAUCUGAUGUUUUGUAGGGGAGGCACUUUGGACCCCGUUUAGGGGUUGAAUAAACUUGUUGGCUGA
Messenger RNA from Phacochoerus africanus (Common warthog), 3215 nucleotides. It is a transcript of the gene TAF1C, whose product is annotated as TATA-box binding protein associated factor, RNA polymerase I subunit C. Gene Ontology annotation, cellular component: fibrillar center. Gene Ontology annotation, biological process: transcription by RNA polymerase I. The record is from RefSeq and is a predicted model, not a curated record. Lineage: Eukaryota; Metazoa; Chordata; Mammalia; Artiodactyla; Suidae. Gene Ontology annotation, molecular function: RNA polymerase I core promoter sequence-specific DNA binding; protein binding.